Messenger RNA from Oryza sativa Japonica Group (Japanese rice), 1190 nucleotides. Its product is annotated as phosphatidylglycerophosphate phosphatase 1, chloroplastic/mitochondrial. Lineage: Eukaryota; Viridiplantae; Streptophyta; Magnoliopsida; Poales; Poaceae. Gene Ontology annotation, molecular function: phosphatidylglycerophosphatase activity. The record is from RefSeq and is a predicted model, not a curated record.
AAUAUCCUAUCGAUCUCUCCCCAACCCAAGCGGCAACAGCCAGCCCACCACCGCUUCCUCGCUCUGAUGUUAAGUCCACCGCCGGUGCCAUUUCUCCCUCCCACCACUUCCCGUGCCCCCCCUCUCCUACCGCCGCCCAGAGCAACAAACCCUAACAGCGCCGACCCCACGACCACCACCGCCGCCGGCAUGGGCGCGGCCGCGUGGUGGCGGCGCUCGCUGGGGCAGCGGUUCAACCCGGCCGGCGUGGCCGCGGUGGCGGCCGUCGCGGCGUCCGAGCCGCGCCUCGCGCUGCCGCACGUGUCCGUGCAGGACAUCCGGUGGCUCGACUGGGGCGAGCUCCGUCGCGCCGGGUUCCGCGGCGUCGUGUUCGACAAGGACAACACCCUCACCGCGCCCUACGCGCCCGGGCUCUGGCCGCCGCUCGCCGCCGCGUUCGACCAGUGCCGCGCGGCCUUCCCGCCGGGCUCCCUCGCGGUGUACAGCAACUCCGCAGGGUUGAAACAGUAUGAUCCGGAUGGAUUAGAGGCGACGGCGAUUGAGGCUGUUAUCCAGGGGGUUCAUGUGAUCAGGCAUGAUAUAAAGAAGCCUGGUGGAGAAGCUAAGGAAAUAGAGAGUUACUUUGGUUGUUCAGCCUCAAAUCUUGUUCUGGUUGGUGAUCGAUACUUUACUGACGUUGUUUAUGGAAACAGGAAUGGUUUUCUUACUGUUCUUACAGAACCAUUGAAUUUUGCAAAUGAAUCUUACAUUGUCAGACAGGUUAGGAAAUUUGAAGCAUACCUUAUCAGUUAUUGGUACAGGAAAGGGCACAGACCAAUUAAGCACCCGUUGCUCCCUGAUGCAAGACGAAUAGUAAAGUUUGAUCCAUACAAUGACCCUAUGGCACCUGCAGCAUAGCACAAUUAUGUUUUUGGCACCAGUUAAUAGUACAGUCGGCUGAUCCAUUGAGUUCACUGUAUUUUUUUUUCUGAAUCAGUAUGAGCGGAUGUUUACAGUCUAUAGUUGAGCAGAAUAUAGAGAAGAGUAUGUUAUGACUAAGGUUGUCUUUUGGUGGCUUUCUGAAUCAGUAUGAGCGGAUGUUUACAGUCUAUAGUUGAGCAGAAUAUAGGUCAAGCUAUAUUGUGCUUAUAGUGUAAGAUCAUGAUGGCUUUUGCUGGGUUCAAAUCAAUAGUUCAUCUCUCUUUUGAUUA